AUGGCCGACGAUGGAAUGCUUAUGAACUUUACCAUUGGCGACAGUGUCAUCAAGCCUGAAGCCAAGUUUAAAGGAGGAACAUGGCGAGACCGACUGACUGCAAAGAAGCGCUCAGCCCACCGAGGAUCCGAGAAAGCACCCGGAGAUGCAGCUGCGCGCAAUGCAGCAUCCAAGAACCCGAACCAGGUCCAACUCGGUACGCGACCAGUGAAAAGACAAAGGACCGAAGACUCAGACUCGUUCAACCGCCCGAGCGCCCCGCGCUCUGGUGGUGAUCGACGACCACAGCAACAUCCACGAGACCCCAAACAUUUCCUGGAGCUCAAGGCGCCGACGGCUAUCCAAAGAAGCUCAAUUACACAAUUGCUGAAGGAGGAAAGUGACGCUUUCAUCCAGGCCGAAACUGGUUCCGGAAAGACUCUGGCUUACCUUCUGCCGCUGGUGCAGCGGAUUAUGGACCUCUCAAAAGCGACUAACGAACAUAACGAUACCCAAGUCCACCGAGACAGUGGAUUGUUCGCUAUUAUUUUGGCACCCACCCGUGAACUAUGCAAGCAGAUCUCCGUCGUGUUGGAGAACAUUCUGCGCUGCGCGAACUGGAUUGUAUGUGGAACGGUAAUUGGUGGAGAAAAGAAGAAAUCAGAGAAGGCACGGUUGAGAAAGGGAUUGAACAUUCUUGUCGCAACACCUGGUCGAUUGGUAGACCACCUCGACAAUACGGAAGCGUUGCAGGUCGGCAAUGUGCGGUGGCUCGUACUUGACGAGGGUGAUCGCUUGAUGGACAUGGGCUUCGAGGAGGAAUUGCAAGGCAUUGUCAAGAAACUUGACGCUAGACAACGCCCUAGUCGCGUUCCCGGUGUCCCUACUCGCAGGACAACGAUUCUGUGUUCUGCUACUCUGAAGAUGAAUGUCCAAAAGCUGGGAGAAAUCAGUUUGAAGGACGCGGUACACAUCAAGGCCGACCCGUCCGAUGAGGAUGAGGAGAAGACAAAUAAGGACGAGGAAGAGUCAUUCCGCGUCCCGGCUCAGCUCAAGCAAUCGUACGCGAUUGUUCCAGCUAAGCUACGUCUGGUCUCAUUAACAGCCUACUUGAAGAGGACGUUCAUGCGGAAGGGAUCAGUGAUGAAGGCGAUUGUUUUCAUGUCUUGCGCCGACGUAGUCGAUUUCCAUUUUGAGCUAUUCUCAAGGAAUCAAGAUCGCGAGCAACAAAGGAAGAGCGACGAAGAAAACAAGAAGGACGAAAAAGAUCAGAAAGACGAAAAAGACGAAGAAAAGGAGAAACUGUCACCCCACGGCACCAUUGCUCCCGGUAGAGCGUUUUCGACCCCGACGAAUCCAGUCAUCUUACACCGACUGCACGGCUCGCUUCCCCAGAAUGUUCGAACUGCUACGCUCGGCUCUUUCUCUCGCAGUACUGAGGCUUGUGUCAUGAUCUGUACUGAUGUGGCUUCCCGUGGUUUGGAUUUGCCCAACGUGGACUUGGUUGUCGAAUAUGACCCGGCCUUCAGCUCCGAUGACCACACUCAUCGUAUUGGUCGUACUGCUCGUGUGGGACGAGACGGCCGUGCCCUCAUUUUCCUCCAGCCUGGCUGUGAGGAGAACUAUGUCGAAGUUCUGAAGCGCGGCUACCGCGACGGAGGCAAGGCACUCACCCGCACUGAUGCAAACGAGAUUCUCAAGCGUGGCUUUGGCGGCAACGAUAACAAAAAGAAGAACUGGGAGGAGAAGACGACCGAUUGGCAGAUGGACGUGGAGCGUUGGGCACUUGAUAACCCAGACUAUUUGGAAAUGGCUCGACGGGCGUUCCAAUCUCAUGUCCGGGCUUACGCGACCCACACCGCAGCUGAAAGGAGCAUGUUCAACAUUAAGGAACUCCACUUGGGCCAUCUGGCGAAGAGCUUCGCCCUGCGUGACCGACCGGGUAAAAUCAACGUCCCUGGUCUGCGACCUGGACAAGAAGACACCAAGAAGGACUUCAAGGCAGCGCGAAACGGUGUUGCAGGAAAUAAGAGGAAGGCCGAGGAUGCUCCAUCUUCCACAAAUGUUGCGGAUGAGGCUGCUCGCAAGAUGAGAGCCAAGAUGAGGGAGCAUAUGUCUGGAGCGAACGAGUUCAACUUGGCUUGA
Messenger RNA from Penicillium mononematosum, 2124 nucleotides. RefSeq names its product putative ATP-dependent RNA helicase (gene dbp7). NCBI's taxonomy places the organism in Eukaryota, Fungi, Ascomycota, Eurotiomycetes, Eurotiales, Aspergillaceae. Gene Ontology annotation, cellular component: nucleus. Gene Ontology annotation, molecular function: nucleic acid binding; ATP binding. The record is from RefSeq and is a predicted model, not a curated record. Gene Ontology annotation, biological process: ribosome biogenesis. The coding region runs from base 1 to 2124 and encodes 707 amino acids. The transcript is spliced from 2 exons.